Dovyalis caffra is the source of this 1230-nucleotide messenger RNA. NCBI's taxonomy places the organism in Eukaryota, Viridiplantae, Streptophyta, Magnoliopsida, Malpighiales, Salicaceae. The record is from the annotation of a GenBank genome assembly.
AUGGAAGAAUUAGUAGCAGCAAACAAGGAGAGUGGAUCAUCAUCAAAACUUAUAAUCGAAGAAUGGAAUGGAUCUUCUUCAACAAAGCUCGGAUUUCCAAGCAGUGUAACACCAGAUUAUGUUCCUUUUCAAGUAUGGGAUUCAUUGCAGGGUGUUUCAACUUACAUAAGGACCAUGCUUUCAACACAAGCUCUCUUGAGUGCAAUUGGGGUUGGUGAGAAAUCAGCUACCGUUAUUGGUGCCACAUUUCAGUGGUUUUUGAGGGACUUAACUGGAAUGCUUGGAGGCAUACUCUUUACAUUUUACCAGGGCUCAGAACUGGAUAGCAAUGCCAAGAUGUGGCGUUUGGUUGCUGACUUUAUGAAUGAUCUUGGAAUGUUGAUGGACCUUGUUUCCCCUUUGUUUCCUUCCGCUUUUGUUUUUGUUGUUUGCUUAGGAAGCUUAUCAAGAUCAUUCACUGGUGUUGCUAGUGGUGCAACUAGAGCUGCUUUGACUCAGCAUUUUGCCCUUCAGAACAAUGCGGCAGAUAUAUCUGCCAAGGAAGGAAGUCAAGAAACAGUCGCAACAAUGAUUGGCAUGGCCUUAGGGAUGCUCCUCGCUCGAAUAACAAUGGGACACCCCCUAGCCAUUUGGUUUUCUUUCCUUUCUCUCACUGUGUUCCAUAUGUAUGCAAACUACAGGGCUGUUGGGUGUCUUGCUUUGACUUCUUUAAAUAUUGAGAGGAGCGCAAUUCUUUUCCAGCAUUUCAUGGAGACUGGCCAAGUUCUCUCUCCUGAACAGGUCUCUAGAAUGGAACAUGUUUUACCAAUAUGGAUCACUUCUUGCGGUUCAAAGAAGGUCAAGUUACUGCAUACCCAUGUGUGCUUGGGUGUGAGAGUUUCUUCGCUUGAUCAGCAGGAAAUGAUGGAGGUGUUGCGGUCUGCAGGAUCUCACUAUCAUAAAGCAAAAUACUUGCUGGUGGAGAGGAAGGGAAUCAUCAAUAUUAUAAUGCACAAAACUUCAGAAGCUUCAGAUGUCUUGCAAUCGUUUAUUCAUGCUCUUGUUAUGGCUAAGCUCAUUGAAAAAAAUACAUCUUUCUACUUGGAGAGCCAAUCAUGGAUGGAUAAACAGUACGAAGCUUUUCUUCAAAAGCUAAGUUCAUUGGGUUGGAAAACAGGGCGCCUUCUUUCCCCUUCAAUCAUCUGGAAGGCAGACUGGACAAAUGUUUCUUCAGAUGAUAAAAUCGACUAG